UAUACUUCUUAUUUCAAAAUUGUGAAGUUCUAACUGUAACUCAAAUCAUUCCGGUGACUUUGGAAGGUUUCAAAACAAAAUGAACCAAAAAAAAAAAGUUCGUAUGCCAUGUUUCACAUUUGGAGCUUCUGUUGGUGAAGAGCAUUAUGCAGGUGUAACUUGUUUGACUCUAUUGAAGUCAUCCUUACCUGGUGGGUGUGACUACCUAUUUACUGGGAGCAGAGAUGGCACAUUAAAGAGAUGGGCAUUGGCUGAAGAUGGUGCCGCCUGUUGUGCUACAUUUGAGUCCCAUGUUUAUUGGGUAAAUGAUGCUGUUCUUACGGGCAAUAACACAUUGGUUUCAUGCUCCUCAGACACCACUGUCAAGGUAUGGAAUGGCUUAUCUGAGGGAUCUUGUAUCAGGACACUUCGUCGGCACUCUGAUUAUGUCACUUGCCUUGCUUCAGCUGACAAAAAUAGCAAUGUUGUUACAUCUGCUGGGCUUGGUGGUGAGGUUUUCAUAUGGGACAUUGAAGGCGCACUUGCCCCAACAUCUAAGUCAAGUGAUGCAACUGAGGAAGAUUAUUCAAAUGGUGUCAGUGGUUCAGGAAGUUCAUUACCCAUUACAGGCAUCCAUAAAUCGAGCAACACCAUUUCCUUGCACACCCAGUCUCAAGGAUAUAUUCCUGUGUCUGCAAAAGGCCGUAAGGAGUCAGUAUAUGCAUUGGCAAUGAAUGAGAGCGGAUCCCUUCUUGUUUCUGGUGGAACUGAGAAGGUUGUUCGUGUCUGGGAUCCAAGAACCGGUUCGAAGAACAUGAAGCUUAAAGGUCAUACAGAUAAUAUUAGGGCACUACUUCUUGAUUCUACUGGCAGGUUCUGCUUAUCUGGGUCUUCUGAUUCCAUGAUUAGAUUGUGGGAUCUGGGUCAGCAGCGGUGUGUCCAUUCCUAUGCUGUGCAUACUGAUUCUGUAUGGGCACUUGCUAGUACUCCAACAUUUAGUCAUGUUUAUAGUGGUGGAAGAGAUCUCUCUCUAAGUGGACUCCUAAAACUUAUCCAGCAUUUGUACCUAACAGAUUUGGCAACAAGGGAAAGUAUCUUGCUUUAUACAAAGGAACACCCUAUUUUGCAGUUAGCAUUACACGGUGACAGCAUGUGGGUGGCCACAACUGAUUCUUCGGUACAUAAGUGGCCAGCAGAAGGGCGUAAUCCCCAGAAGGUUUUCGAAAGAGGGGGUUCGUUCUUGGCUGGAAACUUGUCUUUUUCCAGGGCAAGGGUUUCAUUAGAGGGAUCUACGCCUGUACCUGUCUAUGAAGAACCUUCAUUUAGCAUUUCUGGAACCCCAGGAAUAGUGCAGUAUGAGAUUUUAAAUAACAGAAGGCAUGUCCUGACCAAGGAUACUGCUGGUACAGUUAAGUUGUGGGAGAUCACAAGAGGGGCUGUAAUUCAAAACUACAGAGAGGUUUCAUUUGACAAGAAAAAGGAAGAAUUAUUUGAGAUGGUAAGCAUCCCUGCAUGGUUCACCAUGGACACUAGGCUGGGAAGCCUGGCUGUACAUUUGGAUACUCCACAAUGCUUUUCUGCUGAGAUGUACUCUGCUGACCUUAACAUCCCCGGGAAACCUGAAGAUGACAAGGUUAAUUUGGCACGAGAAACACUUAAAGGGCUGUUGGUGCAUGGGUUAAUCAAAAGAAGGCAGAAAUUUGGAUCUCAACCGUCAAGCAAUGGAGAAGUCCCAUCUGGAAAAGAUGUAUCUGUAAGGAUUUUGGCUGCAUCUAGAGUGGAAGUAGACAGUGGUGCUGAUAACGAUUCUGCUGUAUUUCCCCCCUUUGAAUUUUCAGCAGUAUCUCCUUCAUCUAUCGUGACUGAGGGCUCUCAAAGUGGUCCUUGGAGGAAAAAGAUCACAGACUUAGAUGGAACUGAAGACGAGAAGGACAUGCCUUGGUGGGUUAUAGACUGUGUGAUGAACAAUCGGCUGCCUCCCAGAGAAAAUACCAAACGUAGCUUUUAUUUGCAUCCAUGUGAAGGUUCUACAUUCCAGAUCCUUACCCAAGGCAAGCUGAGUGCACCUAGCAUAUUAAGAAUUCACAAAGUUAUCAAUUAUGUCAUAGAAAAGAUGGUUCUUGACAAGCCUUUGGAUAGUAUUAACUCGGAUGGGAGUUUUACUUCUGGAAUGCAUGGAGUUACUGGAGGAGAUGGCUCAUUCCGGACUGGGCCGAAACCUUGGCAAAAGCUUAAGCCAUCUAUAGAGAUUCUGUGCAAUAACCAGGUUUUAUCUCCUGAUAUGAGCUUAGCAACUGUCCGGGCCUAUACAUGGAAGAAACCGGAAGAUCUUGUACUUAAUUACCGUGUGUUGCAGAGCAAGUGACAGGAUGGGAAGCUGUAAGGUAUGCUUUGUUAUUUGUCUCUG
Messenger RNA from Nicotiana tabacum (common tobacco), 2386 nucleotides. Lineage: Eukaryota; Viridiplantae; Streptophyta; Magnoliopsida; Solanales; Solanaceae. The record is from RefSeq and is a predicted model, not a curated record.